AGCUGGAGCCGGCAUCCACGGUGCUCCCGGGCCGCGCGGCCACAGCCGGCGGGCUCUCCGGGCGGGUCCUCCUGACCCUCCAUCCCGGCUCUCCAGACUCGCCUCGAUCUCCGUCGGGAUAGUGGCGAAGGCAAGAAAGAUAAUCUUCGGUGCCGCGCUGUCCCCGCCAGGGAAAGACAGCAAGUUGUGCUGCGCCCGGGACCCGCGAGAGACCGCGGCCGCCGCCCGGCCGGGGGCAGCCAUCAUUACUACAUAGGAUGAGAAGCCAAUUGCGCUAAGACUGAAGAUCUGUUACAGCAAGUAGCUACAUACACCUUGAAGAACUGUGGAUUACCUGGAAGUUUCUAGUGACCACAAGCCUUCCUUCACACCUUCGGGACAGUCACGUUGGGUCCUCAUUGCAGUGCCUGUUGGAAGAUGGCAUCCAGCCUGACUUGUACUGGAGUGAUCUGGGCUUUGCUUUCCUUCCUUUCAGCUGCCACCUCCUGUGUGGGGUUCUUCAUGCCUUACUGGCUCUGGGGAUCUCAGCUAGGCAAGCCUGUGUCCUUUGGCACUUUCCGGAGGUGCUCCUAUCCCAUACAUGAUGAGAGUCGGCAGAUGAUGGUGAUGGUGGAGGAGUGUGGGCGCUAUGCCUCCUUCCAGGGCAUCCCCAGCACCGAGUGGAGGAUCUGUACCAUAGUGACAGGCCUGGGCUGCGGCCUGCUCCUCCUGGUGGCUCUCACUGCCCUUAUGGGUUGCUGCGUGUCGGAGCUCAUCUCCAGGACAGUCGGAAGAGUGGCUGGGGGGAUCCAGUUCCUGGGGGAAUAAACGGAGUUUGCUGGU
Messenger RNA from Arvicanthis niloticus (Nile rat), 822 nucleotides. Lineage: Eukaryota; Metazoa; Chordata; Mammalia; Rodentia; Muridae. The record is from RefSeq and is a predicted model, not a curated record.